Messenger RNA from Pieris macdunnoughi, 909 nucleotides. The record is from the annotation of a GenBank genome assembly. NCBI's taxonomy places the organism in Eukaryota, Metazoa, Arthropoda, Insecta, Lepidoptera, Pieridae.
AUGUUCUUCAAGGUCGCGGUAUUUUCAUGCCUUUUGGCUCUGGCCUAUGGAAGUGUGCCAGUUGCCUACACAGCCCCAGUUGUUGCUGCCAAGCUUGAAGAAUUUGACUCCUUCCCCCAAUACCGAUUCGGAUACAACGUAGCCGACUCACUUACUGGUGACUACAAGAGCCAACAGGAACAACGGGAUGGAGACCUAGUCCAAGGCUCAUACUCUGUCGUUGAACCUGAUGGCACUCGUCGCGUAGUAGAAUACGCUGCUGACUCAGUAAACGGUUUCAACGCCGUUGUUCGAAAGGAACCUUUAGUAGCUGCGGCCCCUGCCGUUGUAGCUGAGCCUAUCCCUGCCCGCAUCGCCGCUGCUCCUGUGGCUGUCGCCGAACCUAUCGUUGCCGCCAAGGUUGCCGCUCCUGUUCAACCAGUUUUCGCCCGCUACGCUUACGCUCCAGCUGAAUACUACAGCAACGCUGCCGUUGCCGCAGCUAGAUACGCCGCUCAACCAGCCCCAGUAUUAGCAAGAUAUGCUGCUGCCCCUGUAGCCGCUGCUCCAGUAGUUGCCAGAUACGCUGCUGCACCCGUGGCUGCUGCUCCUAUUGCACCUGUGGUUGCUCGAUACGCUGCUGCUCCAGUAGCCGCUCCUGUAUUGGCCAAAUACACGGCACCUGCUGCUUAUACCGCCUCUGUAACUUCUGCAUACACAGCUCCUGUGGCAGCCGCGCAAGUGUUCUCAGCUCGUUAUGCCUCACCUCUAGCUGCUUACAGUCUGCCAGCGUACACACAAUAUGCUGUACCCGCAGCAUACACAGCGGCGGCGCCCGCUCGCCUCACUGCGCCCGCCCCAGUGGCAGCCGUAGCGCCUGCGCCCGCUAAGGUUGUUGAAAACGUCGCCGCCGGCUACAGAUACCCUUAA